UCUCAUAGAACAAACAUCACCCUCGAGCGCACUCAUUCCAACUCCAUUCAAACACCAGUACCAGGACCGCAACCAUGUUCUUCUUCUUUACCUGUGGAACCCAAGACUUCUCCGGAGCUCUCAAGGGAUUUGAACAUAUUCGCGUUGUCUGUCCGAGGUGUCACAAUUCCUCGGUUGUCGCGAUUAAGCGUAGGAACUUCUUUACCUUCUGCUUCAUUCCUAUUAUCCCCCUUAGCUGGGGAGAGGAAUUGAGAUGCACUAUCUGCCAAUAUCACCAAUCGACGAGUAAGGAGCAACUCAUUGGCAUGCAAUCGCAGGGUGCACCAGCGGCUCCGCCCCAGCCGCAACAUAAGUAAACGAGGCCAUAGAGACCAGCACAGGGAGCCGGGCACAUGGUGAUCGAUACGUGGAUUCUAGGCGAAAGAGUUCCGAGCAACCAUUUUCUGGGGAUAGUUUUUUUCUUUUUCUUUUUCUUUUUCUUUUUUUUUCCCCUUCUUCCCUUACUUCAUGCUUGUAUUGCUUGGGGGCUCAAAUGAACGCGGUGGGGUGCCGGCUUGUAGUUGGCUCUAUCUUGGAUUUGCUGCAGUUGAGUUGUUGGGGUAAACUUUAUUUGCUUUUUCCCACCCCCUCCUUUUCUCACCUUUGUUGGAUUGGGGAUACGGGCACGCGAUGGUGGGGAUUAUAAAACCUAUCAAGUAAUUUCUUUGGUGGUUUAAGCUGCUUUCUUCUUUCGUGGGGUAAUGGUACCGGUAGUGGAGUACCGUACAUUUGAAUUUAACCAAACCAUUUUAUUA
Messenger RNA from Tuber melanosporum (Perigord truffle), 794 nucleotides. RefSeq lists its product as uncharacterized. The transcript is spliced from 5 exons. Lineage: Eukaryota; Fungi; Ascomycota; Pezizomycetes; Pezizales; Tuberaceae. The record is from RefSeq and is a predicted model, not a curated record. The coding region runs from base 75 to 356 and encodes 93 amino acids.